AUGCCUCUGAGUGACUUGAAUGUUUCUCUAUCUGAGAUUGUGGAGAACAGCAUCUGCACCCUGAGGAACCUCUCGUACCGGCUGGAGGUGGAGAUGCCCUCCUCCCGUCUCCUUGGCAACCAGGAGCUGGACACCUUGCUGGGUUUCUCCUCCCCAGCCAAGGAGCUGGACUACAUCUGCUGGGGAAAGAGGAGGCGCGGGAGGAAGAGGAGUGGCUGGCCUGAAGGCAAGUGGGACGGCAUUGGACCGGUCCCGGGUUUCUGUCAGUCUCUGAGAGGGGCGGAGCUUCUGUGGCACCCCAUGGUGGUGAAGCCGUACCUCAACCUGCUGGCUGAAAGUUCCAACCCCGCCACGCUGGAGGGGGCCGCCGGCUCCUUACAGAACCUGUCUGCUGGGAGCUGGAAGUUCUCAGCAUACAUUCGAGCAGCUGUGCGAAAGGAGAAAGGCUUGCCCAUCUUGGUGGAGCUGCUGAGAAUGGACAAUGACCGGGUUGUCUGCUCUGUUGCCACCGCACUCCGAAAUAUGGCGCUGGAUAGCCGCAACAAGGAGCUGAUAGGAAAGUACGCCAUGCGGGAUCUGGUGAACCGUCUGCCCGGCGGCAGUCCCUCGUUGCUGUCGGAUGACACGGUGGCGUCGGUCUGCUGCACGCUGCACGAGGUCACCAGCCGCAACAUAGAGAACGCCAAAGCCUUAGCCGACAGCGGAGGCGUCGAGAAGCUGGUGGACAUCAGCAAAGGCCGAGGGAAAGGGUACUCCAUGAAGGUUGUGAAGGCCGCAGCUCAGGUGUUAAACACUUUGUGGCAGUACAGAGAGUUGAGGAGCCUUUACAAACAGGACGGGUGGAACUACACCCACUUUGUCACCCCUGUGUCAACUCUGGAGCGAGAUCGCUACCGUUCUCAGCCAACCCUGCCCACCAGCCCGCUGCAGAUGUCGCCAGUGAUCCAGUCAGGAGGCAGUGCAACAUCCUCACCAGCGAUGCUCGGAAUAAGAAGACACAGCUCGAACUACCAGAGAGCUCAGUCAUCUAUGCAACUUGACACGUAUUAUGGAGACAGUGUACACAAAAGACAGUAUACAGGGUCUGAGAAGAAAACCCCCUAUUUUAUUGGGACUUACUCCUCCCAGUCAGGAGAGGAUUUGAGAAGAUCCCAC
Nematolebias whitei (Rio pearlfish) is the source of this 1155-nucleotide messenger RNA. RefSeq names its product plakophilin-4. Gene Ontology annotation, biological process: cell-cell junction assembly; cell-cell adhesion. Gene Ontology annotation, molecular function: cadherin binding. Gene Ontology annotation, cellular component: nucleus; plasma membrane; cytoplasm. The record is from RefSeq and is a predicted model, not a curated record. NCBI's taxonomy places the organism in Eukaryota, Metazoa, Chordata, Actinopteri, Cyprinodontiformes, Rivulidae.